AUGGCAGCAACUGCCUAUAGGCUUCAUUCAAACAAAGCAAGUGAAGUUCAAAUUGUCUCAUUACUUUCUCAUGGUUUUACUGGAACACUUAGAGAAUGGUGGGAUCACUAUCUCACUCCUUUUGAAAAAAGACAGAUUUACGAAUCAAAGAAAAUUAAGGAAGAGAAUGGAACUACUACUCAAGAAAGUGAUGCUGUUGCAGCACUUAUUUGGUCAAUCUUUAGACAAUUUAUUGGUGAACAAAGUAGCCAACAUGAGAAGAAUAGUGUCAUUCUUCUUAACCUCACUUGUCCAAAAUUAUCAGACUUUCAAUGGUAUAAAGAUAUCUUUAUUGCUAAAGUUAUGAGUAGACCAGAUGGAAGAUCUGGAUUUUGGAAAGAAAAGUUCAUAAGUGGAUUACCAAAACUCUUCGCUCAAAGAGUGAGAGAUCAAGUCAAAGAAACUUUAGGAACAAAUUAUGAAUCAAUCACUUACGGUCAAAUUGUUUGCACAAUUAAUCAUGAAGGUCUUAAAUUAUGCAAUGAACUUAAAAUGCAAUCUCAGAUGAAAUCUGAAUUCAAGAGAAACAAAGGAAAAGUGCGUGCCUGGCUUUCAAAGUCUUCUUACCCAGAAAUUCCAGUUACACAAAAGAAGAAAUUUAUUCCUGAAGAAGAAGACGACACAAUGUCAACAGUGUCACUUUCCUCAAGAAAGUCAAAAUCUUCUACAAAGUCAAAAUUACUAAAGAUGAUCGCCCAGCUCGCUUCUGAUGAGUCCGGAUCCGAACCCGACUCGCCACCAGCACCGAACUUCAACCUACUAGGAUCCAAUAUUGAAUCCUGGUACAAAUUUAUGAAUGAUCCAGAUGAAGCUUGUUCAAAAUAA
This is a messenger RNA of Malania oleifera, 864 nucleotides long. RefSeq lists its product as uncharacterized. The transcript is spliced from 2 exons. The coding region runs from base 1 to 864 and encodes 287 amino acids. NCBI's taxonomy places the organism in Eukaryota, Viridiplantae, Streptophyta, Magnoliopsida, Santalales, Ximeniaceae. The record is from RefSeq and is a predicted model, not a curated record.